This is a messenger RNA of Fusarium sp. VM40, 1521 nucleotides long. Lineage: Eukaryota; Fungi; Ascomycota; Sordariomycetes; Hypocreales; Nectriaceae. The record is from the annotation of a GenBank genome assembly.
AUGGAGCCAACUCUGAGGAGAGCGGCCUCAAGCAUUUGCGGGCAAUGCUCUGCCACUGUCCGGAGGCAAUUGGCAACUGGAGCAGCAGCUAAGCCAUGGAUGAGGAUAUCACCCCAUCAUGUCCGAAGCGUUCACUCGAAUGUCAAGGACCAGAAGCGAGCUGCCCCUACGCCGAAGACUCGAGACUUUUCCACUACUGUUAACAAAAAGUCUGAAGCUACCGCUGCUGCCACGAACAAGUCAUCUCCGUCAUCGCUACGCCUAAGUCAAGAUGACCUCUUCCAUCCGUUUUCGAAGUCGCCUGUUCCUGAGUUUCGACAACGAGCCGCAUUCAUGCGACAGCACGCUUACUGCCCUCACCCCGAUCACCAGCAAACGAAGCUCCCUACCAUUUCCCCGAAGGCCGAGGAUACGGAGGCUGCGAAAGGGACACAGCCUCCUGAACAUGUGAACUUUGAGUGCCCAGAUUGUGGCCUGCCCGUUUACUGCUGUGAGGAACACUGGAUGGAUGAUUACGAAAAGCAUUUGGAAGUUUGCGAUACUCUCCGACAGAUUAAUGAGGAUGAUCACGAUUUGCGUUCUGGUCGAGUUUUUGAAGAGGGCAACCUGCCUGAUCUUCAAAUGGAACACGCAGCUAUCAACAUGACAAAUUGGGACACUUUCAUGUAUACCCGAGAGUUUGAUGCUGUUAACUCGGAUCGACAGAUGAGACAGAUCACUCGUCUUCUGACAUACCCUGUAACCAUCGGCAGUGUUCUACAUGAACUCAGUCCGUACAGUAUCAAAGCAGGAGAGCGUAUGACCACAGAAGGACUGAAGAGUAUCAGCGCAUUGCGAUAUAACUUACACCCUCCCAAGUCCGGUCGUGGAAUCGGUGUUGGUGAGCUGAAGCCCGAGGCUCCGGCCGUUAGAGUUUUUAUUCUAGGAGCUCGCGCCGAGUCGUCUCUCCCACGACCUGCUUGGGUACAGUUGGCGCACAUGUUUCCCGAGGCCCGACUUCACCUCAUCUUUGUUGGACCCGAGAGCAUGGCCAACCGUGACGACGAGUUCCCACUGCCGGAGAGGACCCCCUCAAACCCCUUUGGAGCCGUGGUAGAGGACCGUGUUUGGUACAAGAUGAAGAUCAGUACCAUCGUGGAUUACUACCAUACAAUUCACCAGACCCAGCACUUUGCACCAUACGAUCCUUACUUCGACUGCUUUGUACUCUUCCACCCAGGUCUGGGUCACCCCGCCAGCAGUCAUGAGUGGGAGGAAACUCUUCCCCUGCUCUUGGAGACCAAAGUUCCUAUUAUUAGCACUGGCUACACCCAGUUUGAUAUGGAACGUGAUGUUGAGUGGGUCAACAAGAAGUCGAAGGGAGAGUUUGAUAUCCUUUUGCAGCCUGGUGAGAAUGUCUUCAGAAGUCUUCGAUGGGACUUGAACGACAUGGACCCCCAGGAUGUCAGCUGUGGCAACUGGGGCGUGUGGGCGUUCCGUGGAAAGAGAUAUGAGACGGCUACCAGGAAUGCUGCUGAGUAG